AUGGCUUUGCGCUUCCCAGUUCGACCAUUCUUUGUUCGACCAUUUUUCGAUGAAUUUGCCGACAUCGAAAGACACUUUUUGAAACCAUAUUGGAAUGAUCAAACCAUGCUUGAUGGACAUCGAAUUGGAGAUGCUAUUGAGGUAAGACAAAUCAAAAAUUAUCAACAACAACCAAACAAACAUUUGUUUUUUUUUCAGAAUGUCAAGUCCGAAACAGGUGAUGGUCAAAUAUCAGUCAAUGUGGCUCAAUUCAAACCCGAAGAAAUCAAAGUUAACAUCAAUGAAAAUCAAUUGAUUAUCGAGGGAAAACAUGAAGAAAAAACAGAUGAACAUGGCCUAAUUCAACGACAUUUUAUUCGAAAAUAUACACUUCCACAAGGAAUUCGAGCUGAAAAUGUUAAAAGUGAAUUGAAUUCCGAUGGAGUUUUGUCAAUCAAAUAUGAAAAAGUUCCUGAAGAACAAAAACAAACUUCAAUUCCUAUCACUUUUGUUCCAAACAAAUAA
Messenger RNA from Caenorhabditis angaria, 504 nucleotides. The record is from the annotation of a GenBank genome assembly. Lineage: Eukaryota; Metazoa; Nematoda; Chromadorea; Rhabditida; Rhabditidae.